ACAAUGAAAAUGACAAUGACAAUGACAAAAACAAUGACAAUGACAGUCAAAAUCACAAUGACAAAGACAAAGACAGGCACACAUACUGAUACCUACACAGACACACAAAACUAGGCACAGACUCAGACACAGGAAUAGGCAAAGGCAAAACUUAACAAAAGACACAUACACGGACACAGGUGCAUAAAAACACAAGACAAAAGGUAUACACAGAUAUAGGAAAAGACAAAGACACGCAGACAGACACAGACAUAGACACAGCCAUUGACAUGGACACGGACGUGGAUACAUAUAUAGACAAAGACAAAGACACGGACACGGGCAUAGACACGGACAUGGAAAUGGACACAGGUAUUGACAAAAACACAGAUAAAGAUACACAUAGUCAAAACAAAAACAUAAACACAAAGACAAGACAAAACCACAGAUAUGGACACAGACACAGAUACAGUCACUGGUACACAACGGGUACACACGCAGACACAGACACAAACACAAACAAAGGCAAGCAUAAGCACAAAGCCAAGGACCACCACAAAGCAAAGGCACAAACACAGAUAAAGACACAGACAUAGCAAUAGGCAAAGACAAGACUAAACAAAAGACAUACACGGACACAGAUGCACAAAAAGGCAAGACAAAAACACAGAUACAGGAAAAGACAAAGACACGGCUACAGGUACAGAUAUGGACAUGGAUAUGGACGUGGACAUAUAUACAGAUAAAGACAAAGAGACGGGCA
Molecule: messenger RNA, 742 nt
Organism: Rhagoletis zephyria (snowberry fruit fly)
Lineage: Eukaryota; Metazoa; Arthropoda; Insecta; Diptera; Tephritidae
Product: serine-aspartate repeat-containing protein D-like
Source: RefSeq, a predicted model, not a curated record